AUGAAGACGUGGUUCCUCCUGCUGGUGAGUGUGGCUUCGUUCGUCGAGCAGAGGAACUUCCAAGUCGCUGCUCAGGAGGAUGAAGCACAUGGAAAGGCAUUCGGCGCGGUGACGGGACUCGGAGAAGCCUUCCGGGAGUGCCGCGACGAGAGCUCUGAUUCCUCCGCGAAGGGAGCCCUGGCACAGUGCCUCAAGGACCGCGGAUUCGCCAAGGGAAGCGGAGCCCGAACUUCUGCAGGAGAGAGAGGAAGGCCCUUGAGACGAAAGAACUUGAAUCCGGCGCGCAAGACGGGUCGGAAACGGAUGGGCUCAAGGUUGAAAAAGAUAAUAGCGAAAUGUGGGGAAGUUUAUGACGUACAGAAGGGAGACGUUGUUGUGUUUCGCCUAAAUAAAGACGACAUUUGCGACGCAUUCUUCGAGACUUUUAGUGAAGAGAAUAAGUCCAACUGGGUCUCAAAUCAGACAGAUUGUAGAUUGCCAAGCGGAGACACCAAGCUGCAGAUGAACUGUAGGAAGUUCUCUCUCUUAAACUGCAAGAAGGAACGUUUUUUGGUCACCGACGAAACUUCUGAGGAUGAUCAAGGCAGUGAGCGCGAGCAAUGGUGGUACUGGCAGCGGCGGCGGCGGCGGCGGCGGCGGCGGCGGCGGUGGGGUGGUGGCAAUAGUGACAGCACCCAAGCACCAGGAUGCGCAAACGUGUGCGGCGCCGCCCCUGACGACGCGGGCGCAACCCGAAUCGUGGGCGGCGAGGAGGCGAGUGAGGGCGAGUACCCUUGGAUGGCGCUGCUGGAGAUCUCGACGGACUUCGGCGAUUUCUUAUGCGGGGGAGCCAUCGUCACGACCAGACACGUCCUCACAGCCAGCCACUGCGUCGAUUACAAGGGUGUGCAGGUAACGGUCACGGCCGGGGAGUACAACGUCGAUUCCAACAGGGAAACGGAGACCCAGGUCAUCAAAGCCAAACGGGUCACCAUGCAUCCAAAAUAUAACUCUUCCACACAGGAGAACGACAUCGCUCUAAUAACGCUCAAAAAGGCUCUGGUGUGGAAGGACAACAUCGGACCCAUCUGCCUGCCUCCCGACGCGGACUUCGAGGGGCGCUCGGCGGUCGUCACGGGCUGGGGGACGCUGAAAUACCAGGGAUCAUUCCCGUCGAAACUGAACGAAGUUGGCGUCACCGUCGCAAACCAGAAGACGUGUCAGAAGGCCUACGACGCCUUCCCCUUCCCUGUCACAAGGAAACACAUCUGUGCAGCGGAUCCUGGGAAGGACUCUUGCCAAGGCGACUCAGGAGGGCCACUUUUUAUCAAAGAAAACGGGAAGUGGGUUUUGAUCGGUGUCGUAAGCUUCGGCGUAGGGUGUGCAAAGGACGGUUUCCCGGGUGUGUACACUCGUGUCUCCUCGUACAACUCCUGGAUCCUGAAAAGACUCUCUUCCGGAUCCUGUUGAUCCUGGCUCCUCUUUAUGAUUCAGGAUAAAGCUGACGUCUCCUGAGUUAACCUUAUAUUCUUCACUUAAUCGAAAUUGUAUCUCUAAAAAUAGAAAAAAAAUACAGUU
Molecule: messenger RNA, 1557 nt
Organism: Penaeus vannamei (Pacific white shrimp)
Lineage: Eukaryota; Metazoa; Arthropoda; Malacostraca; Decapoda; Penaeidae
Source: RefSeq, a predicted model, not a curated record